Molecule: messenger RNA, 1839 nt
Organism: Megalops cyprinoides (Indo-Pacific tarpon)
Lineage: Eukaryota; Metazoa; Chordata; Actinopteri; Elopiformes; Megalopidae
Exons: 10
Coding region: 1-1839 (612 amino acids)
Source: RefSeq, a predicted model, not a curated record
AUGACAGAGACAAGCAUCAAACUCAGUGGGGGCGCGGUGAGGUUCGGUGCCACCUACGGGGGUAACCGGCUCUUUUCGGGAGGCAGGAGCAGCGUAGGCGCAGGGGCGGCAUUGUCAAAGUCACUGGCACUGGGAGGGGGAGCAGGUGCUGGACUUGGCCUCAGAGGGGGUCUCGGGCUGGGGUUGGGCUUGGGUGGCGGUGGCGGUGGCGGUGGCGGCGCCGGAGCUGGGUUGGGCUUGGGAGGAGGGGCACUGGCCCUGGGAGGGGGUCUAGGGCUGGGCCUGGGUGGCGGAGGUGCCUCAGCCGCGAAGAUCGGGGCAUUCCGGGCCGGCGUGGCCCCGCUGAGGGCUCGUCUGGGCAACCGUGUCUUCAAGAUCGGAGGCUACGGCUUCAACCCGUCCUUCAUAGGCUCCACCACCACAGUGGACACAGGCGUCAGCCCUGUCCCCAGCCUCGACCCCUCCCUGCCAUCUGUGGACACGGUCCAGGUCACCCGCCUGAAGGAGAAGGAAGAGCUGCAGGCUCUCAAUGACAAAUUUGCCUCCAUCAUCGACAAGGCCCGGGGACUCGAACAGCAAAAUGCUGUUCUGAAAGCGAAGAUCUCGAUGUUCACCAACCCGGACCAGGGUGGGCCAGCAAGCACAUCCAUCCUCCUCACAUCUGCCAUUGGAACCUACAAGACCCAGAUCGAUAGCCUGAUGUCAACCAAAGAAGCGAUCAUUGCCGAGAUCGAACACUACAAGAGCAUCAUCGAGGACGUCCAAGCCAGGUACGAAGAGGAGACAUCGCAGACCAAAUCUUUGGAAAUUGAUUGGACGACUUUGAAGGAGGAGGUUGACAGUCUCUAUCUGACUAUUUUUGAGCUACAAACCAACAUUGGUGGAUUGGAAGAUCAGAUAGCCCUUUCCAAGCAGGUGUAUGAUGCCAAAGUAAAGGAGGUGAGGAACAUUGUGACCGGGGGUGUGAAGUCAGCCUUCUCCAUCUCGGUGGACAACGCCGCCCAGGCGCAGGACCUGACCACUGCGCUGUCCGAAGUGAAAGCGCACUACGAAGCCCUCGCCCAGCGCAGCAAGCAGGACGCACUCAUGUCUGUCCAGGACAGCAUCUCAGUGAUGUCCAUAUCGACUCAGCCCAGUGCCAGCUCCCUGACCGCCACAAAGGAAGAGCUGCGCAUGUACAAGCUCCAGAUCGACUCAGUGCAGAGGGAGAUCGACAGGCUGAAAUCACUGAAUGUUCAGCUGGAGUCCCAGGUGGAGGAAGCAGAGGCCCAAGCCAGCCAGCACACAGAGACGUAUCAGGAGCAGGUGCUGACUCUCAAGUCUCAGCUUGAUGACAUCAGAAAGCAAAUUGCCCACUACGGCCAGGAAUACCAUGAGCUCCUCGCCAGCAAAAUGUCCCUGGAUGUAGAAAUUACAGCUUACAAGAAACUCCUGGACAGUGAGGAGUCCAGGAUGAAGUCGGGAGGCGGCAUCACAGUGCACAUGUCCAAGACAGCCAUCGGGGGUGGGGCAGGUGGUGGGGGUGGGGCUGGCCUUGCCCUCGCAGCUGGAGGCGGUGGUGGACUCGGCCUUGGCGGAGGGCUCGGCCUUGGCCUCGGUGGUGGUCUGGGAGGUGGCCUAGGAGGCGGUUUUGGAGGUGGUCUUGGAGGUGGUCUUGGAGGUGGUCUUGGAGGCGGUCUUGGAGGCGGUCUUGGAGGCGGUCUUGGAGGCGGUCUUGGAGGUGGUCUUGGAUUGGGAUUGGGAGGAGGGUACGGCUCAUUCGGUGGCAGCAGCAGCUACCUGACCUCCAGUAUGAACAGCAGCACACGCAAAGCCCUACAAGCCCCAACGUGUCCCUAG